AGGCGCAGCCAGAGGUCCCACCCACAGCUUGUGUGGAGCAUGGACUUCAGAAACAAACGGUAUUAAACGCGAAUUCUACCUACUGGGAAAUAAACAACUGCAGUCAUCACAGCAGGUUUCUCUCUGUAGAGAAAGAAGUACUGUUUAGAUAGGUUGACGGGAGAAGUACGCUGUAAACUUUGUAAUUUUUUUGAGAAAUGAAGCAAAAUUGCAAUGUGCCUGCGUUUUUGAGCAAGUUAUGGACCUUGGUGGAAGAUCCAGGGACAGAUGAUCUAAUCUCCUGGAGUCGAAAUGGCACCUGCUUUCAGGUGUCUAAUGAGCGACGUUUUGCUAAGGAAAUCCUCCCCAUGUACUUCAAACACAACAAUAUGGCAAGCUUUGUCAGGCAGCUCAACAUGUACGGUUUUCAUAAGGUGGUUCACAUAGGUGUAGGCCUGCCUCGAGAUUUGGAUGAUAUAAUUGAGUUUCAGCACCCACGCUUCAGACAAGGAGAGCCUCAGUUACUGGACCACAUCAAGAGGAAGGUUUCUGUGAGCCGAGUGGAUGACUUUAAACUGAGACAGCAAGAAGUGUUAAAACUCUUGUCAGAUAUUCGUCAGAUGAAGGGAAAAAAUGACUUGGCUGACAGCACGAUUCUAACUAUUAAAAGGGAAAAUGAGGCGCUGUGGAAGGAGAUAUCAACUCUGAAACAGAAGCAGCUUCAGCAACACAAAGUUAUUCGGAAGAUCCUUCACUUCAUUGCCACGAUGGUGCAGUCAAAUAGUGUGGCGGGAAUCAAGAGAAAAAUGCCUCUGAUGAUUGGUACUUCUGGUAUGGCUCCUUCCUACCCAAAGUAUAGUCGCCCCAUCACUAUGGACAGCAGUCAGGAUGGUACAGCUGUACAUGGUAUUCCGAAAUGUGAAACCUGUGAGAAGAGCAGUGUUUAUCCAGGAGGUGUUAUCAUCUCUGAAAUUACACACAUGAUUGGGAGUCCCGAACUGCCUGGUGAAGAACAAAGUUUUGUGACUGGAAAGCUGAAUUCUGGUGAAACACUGUUCAGCACAGAUACAGAUAACCUAGUUGCCACUUCAAGCACAGCAUCGUCACCAUUUGCAUCACACAAUCUGUAUGAUGAUCUCCUGGAUGAAAGCUGCCAAACGACUGCUGAAGAAAAUCCUGACCAAAGUGAAAUAAUUGAUCAUUUGGAUAUGAUUGACAACAGUUUGGCUCAAAUACAUUCCUCGCUCAGCAACACACGUUUAAACACAAAUUUGGAUUUACUGAAAGAUCUAUUCAACCCAUCAACUGGAGGAUUAAUAACAUCAUAUCCUGAAGUGGGACUGGAUACUUCCAAGAAGGCGAGUGGACAAAAAUGCACAAGUGUAGAAGAGGAACAAGAUUACACAGAUGUACAGACUAAACGAGGUGAAGUUGAAAGGAGAGAUUGCAACAUUCUGCCUCUCUCAAAGGAGGAUGUGAAGGGGGCAAAUGAGACAGAUAUGUUGCCAACUUUGUUGGAACUGGCAGAAGAGGCCAGUGAUACCUUUUUUCCCAGUAACAUCUCAAUUUUUGACACUGAUGCUUUAAACCAAAGAUCCAAGCUGAUCUGCAGCUAAAUCACACCCAGUCGUUCACUAACAUGGGGAAAUCCAUUGAAAUGGACAGCAGCUAUCUAGGCAGUGUGUUCUUUUAGCUUGGGCUUAUUGAGCAUAGCGUUGUAAUGUUUUCCAGCCCUUCAGAAGCAGAAGUAUUUACAACCAGUAGCCUAAAAGUGACCUUGCAUUUUCUUUUUCCAUUUUUGUUGCAACUUAACCUAAUUAGAAAAUAGACCAGAAUGUAAAAAGGGCAAGAUUGCAUUAACCUAGCAGACUAGCAAAUUUCUCUAACACUUACUUCUCCUCCAACAUACUUCUAACCAAUCUGUUACUAAAUUCUGGCAAGGACUUUGGUGACCUGCAGGUUUGGUUGACUGACAUAUAUCAUUCACAGUCAGGUAAUGCAAUUUGGUACAAUGCUGAUUCAGUGGAGAAUUGUUCAGGAAUUGGAAGAGGGCAGGCUCUAUGUUAGUUAGAAAGUUAACUUCCUUAUAUUUGGUGUCCUUUCCAUUGAAACUGAUGAUUUUGAUUAGAUGUUAAAUUGGCUUUUGUUGCUGUGCAUUCUUGCGUGAUGCACAAAAUCUAGUGUGUGUGAAAUAGACUGUAUAAAUUUUCCACCAAACAAUCCAUCAGCAUAGAAAUCAUUGACUGUUUGAUUGUCCAUUAUCCAUACUCAUCUGUGCUACCUGCACUUCUGUUCCUGAUCUAAUAUUUAUUCAGCUUUUUCUUCCUGAAAGGCUUCCAUUCCUGCUUCUUCUUGUCAUUGUUUUCUCCAUUGCAUUAUAAUAAGGUGCCUGUGAAUUCUUGUUUUUAUGAGUGGAAUAUGAUAUGCCUUAAACAUGAUUUGGAAUAGUGAACAAAAAGAAAGGAAUGAAAUUCUAAAGUAAAAAGGAAUUGCUGGAACUAUCCAGCAAGUUCAUCACUGGCAGUGUAAAUAAUCUUGAAUGUUAUUGCAUCUUUAAAUUAGAUUCCCAACAUUCUUUUUGUUUUGCUUAAGUCCAUUUUUAAGUGCAGCUCCAUGUGGUUAAAGUAGAUAUAGAAUUUAUUACAUUUUGUUAUCACAAAUGUCACUCUUUAUAUUUCUCUGCACACAAGUAGUGUUAUAAUCCCAGUCUGGAACUUCAUCUCAAUGUAUUACAUUCUAAUUUGCACAAGUGCCUAAGGCCAAACUAAGCCCAGACGAAAAAAACACUGAGCUGCUAUUCUUGCUGACUUCUGGUUCUGCAUUAUUAAAUGCUCAGGCCUCACCAUCAUUUAAUGGGGAGUCCACAAAAUAAAUACAGCAAUAUCUUUGUGAAAGUCUAGAAAAUGUUGAGGUCCAAUAGGAGUAUCAAGGUAGAUUCAUCAUUAAAGUAUUACAAGUAGUUACAAAAAGUAAUUAGAAAUUCUAAUAGAAUACUAACUUUUGUAUCUAGAAGAUGACAGUGCGAGGGGGUAAAAGUUAUGCUUCAACUAAACAAGCCCUGAUCAGACCACUGUACUCUGGGAGAACUCUGGACAUCAUAACUUAGGAACGAGAUAUCGACCUCAGAGGGAGAUGACUUUAAAUUUGACAAAUGGUACCUCGAUGCCAAGGGUAAAAUAACAAGGAGAUAUUACAUAAUUUAAGCAUGCACACCCUGGUAAUUAGAAGGGUAAAGAAUCGUUUUAAUUUCAGUUUUCAACAUAUGAAGGGAACAGAUGGGGCAGACAGACAUAAGCAAUUUCUUCUGGUGGAGUAUAGGGCUAUGGAGUAAAGUUUAAAAAAACUGGAGCCAGACUUUUCAGGAGCGAAAUUAGGAAAUGCUCCUACGCUCAAUGGGUCUUGUGAUUCUGGAAAACUAUUCUUUUAAUGGCGAUUGAUAAUAAAAUUUUAAUUGAUUGGUUAACAAAAAAAAAUCUGAGAUACUAUGGGAUAUAGCACAGUGGCGAAUGUAGAGAUGAGUAGCAGUAGUAGGACAGGCCCAAGAGGCAUGAAAGCCUAUUCAUCUGUGCUUAAGAUUGUCAGUUCCAGUUUAUGAUCUUGUACCAGUUAAUUCAACAUUUUUAAUACCUCUUAUUUGUCAGUUUUCCCCCUCCCUCACUUGAAGAUUUAAAAUAAGCUUUCAUAUUUUAGCAGCCCAUUGUUUCCAACAGGAGUCCUUGCAUAGUGAUCAGGAAUGGAAAGCCUGGAGUAUCUCUGGAACCUUAUCACUACUCCCAGCUUAAUUCAAAAUCCAAGCAUUAACGGACUGCUCUACAUGUUUGGUGCAGCAGAAUUGAGUUCUUGCUGAACUAGGUGGCAAAUCUGUUACUCAGUAGAUAAGCACACAUCCAAAGAUAAACUUAUGGAUGUACAGCCUGCUUAUUGAGUAGAGCAGAAUGUACUGUCAUGUCUAAAACAAAUGAUGAGGUCAAAGCAUCGAAGCUUGUCAUGUAUGGCCACCUUUUCAAGACUCAACAAUUAUACUGUUCAGUAAGUGUUUAGUGAUUUAAAGGUUUUUGUUGACCAGGUGAAAUUGGGUCUUCAAGCAUUUUGUUAUUGCUUUGCACCUGUCAAAAUGCUCCUCCCGGACAAUCAUCAGAGUUUGCAUGUUCUCCCUGUGUCUGUCUGGGUUUCUGUUGGGUGCUCCAGUUUCCCCCCACAGUCCAAAGAUGUGCACGGUAUUUGGAUUGGUCAUGCUGAAUUACCCAUCGUGUCCAGGGAUGUCAAGCUUAAGUGGAUUAGCCAUAGUAAACUGCAGGGUUACAGGGAUAGGAUUAGGGGCCAAGUCUGGGUGGGAUGCGUUUUAGAUGGUCGGUGCAGACUCGAUGGGCAGACCAGCCUCUUUCUGCACUCUAGCCGUUCUAUUAUUAGUGUUCAGAAAGGGAUGAGGUGUGAAUGUUAUAAUCUUAUGAUGUAAACCUGUCAAGACAAAAGACAGAAAUUUGUUUUUGUAUGCAUUUGCCAUGUGAACAAUGCCAUCACUACAGAUGAUCCCUGGAAAAUUCUCUCUCUAAAUUUGGGCAUCUAAACAGAUUCAUUGAAAUGAACAAACUUCAAUUAACUGAGGGAGGGUGGAGCCAGUUCGAUCUCUUGUUCUAAAUAUGGUUGAGCUACAAUGUGCCCUUGCAGCCUCACUGUUCAGCAUUUUGUUUCCAGCUGUGGCAUUCAGUAAAGUCUGAUUGGAAAUUAAAGUCAGAUUCAGGACUCAUGGACAGUCUUCAACCAUAGAAGAUUACGCACUAAAAUUAGGCUGCUAGAAGAAUGUGUUUAUCGGUUCCUAAUUUGCUGAAGACUGCUGUUGUGGUGCAUUGAUGUACAAACAGUCAUGAACUACCUUGCACUUUCUGUUCUGCAGUUCCCAUUAUCUUUGAACUAUUCUGCAACUUGGCACGACUAAGAGUAUUAAAAAGAUAAUGGCAUUCUUUCAGCCAUCCCCAGACAAAGCUUACACAUAUUAGUUUUCUCAAUUGAUGAUCACAGGAUUCUAGCUUUGGACAGACUCACCUAUCUGGGUAGUGGUCUGUCUGAGGAAAUCCACAUUAUACAGAUAAAUUCAGUUUAAAGUAUUAACUUCGGCCGAAGUUUAGCUUUUCAACUCCAUGAAUGCCUCUGGGACAAGAUGGAGAAUCAGCCUGUAGACCAACCCUACAUCCAUUGGGUACCUGUUCUAUCGACCCUGCAUUAUGCCUAUGGAACAUACAUACUGUAUUCACUUGCAUUUCAGGUACCUGAGACAAUAAAGAUCAGAUGACAAGACAGGAUUCCUGACACCAAAGUUUUUUUUAAAAACAAAAAUGUUGGUGUGCCAAUCAUGAAUACUUUGAUUAUGAAGGUACAGUUGUGAUGGUCAGAUCAUAUGAUAUGAAUGUCUGAUGAACAGUUCCCAAAUAAGAUUUUUUUAUAGUGCUGUGCCAACAGAGAAACUAUUUUGAGGUGAUGAGCAAAAGAGCUAUAAAGAUUGGUUAAAAUAAUUAUGGAACAGUGUCAAGCUGCUGUAUAUAAAUGAGAAUAAAUUGCUCAAGAAAACAAAACGUGGUGAAAAAGCACCCAGGAACAUACCUCCUUACUGAGGCCUGUGACAUGCUGAUGCUUAAACCCCAAAUUAAGAAAGUUUGCUUGAUCAAUUGAUCUUCCCAACUUGAUGUGGCCGUGAUCCAUUUCUUUAUCUGCAGGUGCUCAUUCCAUAAUAGGUUUUGUGAAUCAACAAAGCAGUUAUAAUUUUUCAAUUUCACAUACAAAAACAUGGCCAACCUUCUUUUCAUUAGGGUAGAAAUUAAUCCUUCUGUUCCCUAGAAAUCAAAUGUGAAAGUGAGAGCUUCAGCUCUUUAAAUACCUGCAGUACCAACUGGCAUAACAGGGCUUCCUUCUUCUAACUUCACAGAUCUGUCAAGGAGCCUAUGUUUUUCCUGUUCCAGGACCAGGAUUUUAAAGAACUGUAGUUGAGCGGUCCAUCACCAGCUGCCACUAUAUUAAAGGCACAGAUUUAUUAACAAUAAUGUAAAUUGACUGCACAAUGUGUAGUAGACACACCUUCUGCUCUCAGUGUUGGAAUAAUUUACCAACUUUGCAUGUAAUGUUAGAAAAAGAUGAUUUUGUAUUUUUUUUUACAAUUCCCCUUGUUAAAAUUUUGUGGCUGUUGGUCAGGAGGAGCAAGAACACUUAAGGAAGUAACCAGCUUAAACUGAUAUCUGUCCAUACUGCUCACCUGACUCAAAUCCAAAGAAAUAUUGGCUUGAAACUGCCAUUUGAAACUCUUCACAAAGCAAAAGCUUUUUAUUUGUGUAAGUUCUGUUUGGUGGUGAUGCCCUAAAAUGAAAUGUUGACUUUACAAGUAUGCUGCUGUCAACUUUUUUCUUAGUGUUUUCUAAAUUUGUCCUUAAUGCAUGUUCCAUUGAUUCCCUCUUAUUGUUUAGAAGUAAUGGCUUCAAACAUGGUGCUUUUUUGUAAGUGCAUCUGUAUUGGUGUCCGGUUAUACUCUGAAGAGUGCAAGAUAUGGUGCUGAUUUUGUUGUGUUCAUAGAAUGUUUAAUUUCAGACAACUUGAGGGAUUUUAUGUUAUUGCAAUGUUCUGACACCAAAUGUUUCCGCUCUGUUUCCACUCCACAUGCUGUCACUCACCCAUCACUGCAAUCUGCAGCCUUUCCUCCCUAGUACCCAAAUACUUAUUGUGAAAUCUUGGAUGUGUUUCCUAUGAUAGUCUGAGUGUAUUACAUUAGGAAAAAUAAAAAUUUGGAAACUCGCUUAAAAUGUUGCCCUUCAUCGUUGGCCUGAACAUAGCCAGAGGUCUAGCAAAAAAUAUAUGUGUAACAAUUUGCUCCCUCAGGUAACUUUUCUGCAAUGAGCUCUGUUACAAUUGCCUCUUGCAAAAAAAUCAAAAAUUAAAAUAUCAUUUAAAAAAUAAAAUAUUAAUAGAAAUAGGAUCCUCUUGUCAUAAAAUUGUAAUUUAUCUACCAAAACCUUGAUAAAUGGUGAAUCUACUAACUUAAUGUUUUCUUGCAAAUUGAAUACCUGUCCCCUGGAUAUCUCUGUGAUCUUAAAAUACUGCUUGAAGUGAGUAUUAGGCAGCAAAAGUGCUGAAGUUUGCAUGCUGCAGUAUCCAAGGUCAAAAACAUGGGAAUUUGUAAGAAAAUUGGGAGAAUCAUAUGAGAUUGGCACUGAGAAGCUUCUGGACAUUGAGACCAAAACAUUCUGUUUUCCAACUUUUGAGUGGCAAAACAACAUCCUUGCUAGUAUGUGACAAGAGGUCAAUUUAAAUGCAUCAGCAUGUGUUAACAUCUUAGUAUGUCAUCUUGCAUCAUUAAUAUGCUGUUCCCAUUCUGCCAAAUGCUGUCUUGGUCCGAAGGCAUUGAUAUCCCAGAACAUACUCCAAGUGGACAGCAAUCAAAAAGCCCUGCCCUUCAUUAGCUGAUUUCUGGUAAGGUUCAAUCCUAGGAUUGUGUAUGAUAGCAAAAGAUCUUCCCUUGUGUGCUAGUUUAGUUACCCAGUACUUAACUGGUAAAUCUUCAUACAGUAUCAAAAAAGCUUCCAUUUGCUCAAGCAGUAUUACACAACAUUUUUGAAUUAUUUUUGAGAUCAUUUCACUAGUGCAUAGGAACUAGUUUAUCUUCUGCUUACCUUUCUAGAUGUAAAUAGGAUUUUUUUUCCAGAGAGCACUUUUUUUUUAAAGAAGAGGAUGUGGUUUUGUACAGGCAAGUCUGAAAAGUAAUGUUUAUUGUGUCAAUUUUGCACACUUAAAGCUGUUCAUGUGCACUACACUAAUAAACUAAUGUGUGUACUGGACAGAAUUAAAUCUGUUGUCGAAUGUUUGAUAUCAAAUAUAUUUCCUACAGUGGCUGUGUAUUAAUAAAUGUAUUGU
This is a messenger RNA of Stegostoma tigrinum, 7872 nucleotides long. Its product is annotated as heat shock factor protein 1-like. Gene Ontology annotation, biological process: epithelial cell morphogenesis; regulation of DNA-templated transcription; maintenance of gastrointestinal epithelium. NCBI's taxonomy places the organism in Eukaryota, Metazoa, Chordata, Chondrichthyes, Orectolobiformes, Stegostomatidae. Gene Ontology annotation, cellular component: plasma membrane. The record is from RefSeq and is a predicted model, not a curated record. Gene Ontology annotation, molecular function: sequence-specific DNA binding; DNA-binding transcription factor activity. The transcript has 13 exons. The coding region runs from base 198 to 1595 and encodes 465 amino acids.